AUGGAGAACGCUAAGAUCAAUUUAGAUAUAUUCUUUUUAGGAGCCACUGGCUACAUUGGCGGAAGUGCUUUGGGUCAUUUACUCAACCACUAUAGAGCCAAUGAUAACCAGGUUCAUAUCAGGGCCCUUGUUCGAUCUGAAGAGAAAGCAAAGAAGUUGCUCGAUUGGGCAAAAGCUCGUGAAGUAGACAAACUGGUUGUCCCUAUUAUAGGAACUUUGGAUGACGAGGAUAUAAUCGUCAGAGAGGUCGCUCAUAAUGACGUGACUAUCCAUACAGCUCAUUCUGACCACUUGGGGGCUGCCAAAUCCAUUGUUAAGGGAUUGGAUCUGGCAAUCAAGCGCAGAAAAGAAAGUCCCUCUAAAACUGCAAGGCCAAUUCUCAUUCAUACAAGUGGUACUGGUUUGCUAGUCGAUGAUAGCUACGGUCUCAAGACUACUGACACUAUUUAUCAUGAUGACAAUGAGGAUGAAAUUAAUAGCAUUCCUGAUACUGCUUCACACAGAGAUGUAGAUUUGGUACUUCUCAAUUACUGGAAGCAGCACAAAGACGACGUAGAUAUAGCCAUUGUUGCCCCUCCCACUAUUUGGGGAUUGGGCACAGGUCCAGAUUCAGUGCAGUCUAUUCAAAUUCCUUUGCACAUCAAUAAGUUCAUUCCUAUUAGACAGGCGUUCAAUAUCGGCAAGGGAGUAAAUCAAUGGACGCAGAUCAAUGUGUUGGAUCUGGCUGAUUUCUAUCGAGUUCUCUUUAUUGCUUUACAUGAACAACCUGGUAAGCAUGGAGGUUUCUAUUUUGUCGAGAAUGGCGAGUUCUCUUGGAGCGAGGUCGGUACUGCUAUUCAAAAGGGACUCGUACUUGCCGGGUAUACUACUUUCCAUUCUGCCAAGGAUGCCAAUGAUGACACUACUUACCUCACAGUUUUUGGUAGAAAUGAACAGGGGUUCCCAUACCGUAGAGUCAAUGGUGGCAACUCAAGAGCUCGUGCUGUGAGAGCCAGAAAGGAGCUGAAAUGGGAAGCCAAAUACAGUAGCCAUGAGGAGUUCUUAGCUGACAUUACGCAAUCUGUCCUCAUUCAAGCCAAGUUCGGCAAGGACAACAGCAGAGAUACUGGUGGUGAGAGGCCCCCACAAAUAGAGUAG
Molecule: messenger RNA, 1137 nt
Organism: Sugiyamaella lignohabitans
Lineage: Eukaryota; Fungi; Ascomycota; Dipodascomycetes; Dipodascales; Trichomonascaceae
Exons: 1
Coding region: 1-1137 (378 amino acids)
Source: RefSeq, a predicted model, not a curated record